This is a messenger RNA of Spinacia oleracea (spinach), 1133 nucleotides long. Its product is annotated as zinc finger protein CONSTANS-LIKE 2-like. Gene Ontology annotation, molecular function: DNA-binding transcription factor activity; protein binding. Lineage: Eukaryota; Viridiplantae; Streptophyta; Magnoliopsida; Caryophyllales; Amaranthaceae. Gene Ontology annotation, cellular component: nucleus. The transcript is spliced from 3 exons. The coding region runs from base 1 to 771 and encodes 256 amino acids. Gene Ontology annotation, biological process: regulation of flower development. The record is from RefSeq and is a predicted model, not a curated record.
AUGUAUACUCAAAAUAACAACUCUUAUUAUGAAGAUUCCACUGAUUUUAUCAACCCAAAUUAUCCUUCCAGUUUAUCACCUCUAUUAGUCCAGUCUCUUGCAGGCGAUUUCAACUCAAUUAACGAAGCGUUCAUCCUAGCAAAUGCCAAUGGGAAUACAAGUACCGGGAGUGCGUGCACUAGUAGUAGCUACAUAGCCUCACCAAGUUCACCUCUAAGCUGUACUAGUAGUCACCCACCAAAUACUACUACUUCCACUAAUUUUAUGCAGCGCAGCCUCAGUAGCCACUCCCUUCAUAGAAACGGGUUUCAUCUGCCCAUUUCACCCCCCACUGGACUUCAUGACCUGGAUAUCGGCCCAGUGAGACGGGUCUUUAGUACAGGUGAUUUGGAUCAGGGAAUCAGAACAUUACGCCACCACCAUCAGCAUCCGGUAGGAAGUCCAUUGGCAAAUGAAAGUACGAGCAUUAUUAUUGAAGGUAUGGCAAAGGCAGUUCGCUACAGUCCUGAAGAGAAAAAAGAGAGAAUUGAGAGAUAUCGUAGCAAGAGAAACCAGAGGAACUUCAACAAAAAAAUUCAGUACGCAUGCAGGAAGACAUUAGCUGACAGCAGGCCAAGAAUCAGGGGUCGAUUUGCAAGGAAUGAUGAAAUCGAACACCCGACUAACUUCCCAGACUUACAAUGGAAUCAAAUGACAGGUGAAGAAGACGAUGAGGAUGAAGGGCAGUGGAUUCAUCUCCUGAACUCCAUUUCAUCCAAUUUGGUUCCUUAAAGAACAUCCACGAGCAGUUACAAUGCCAUAAAGGAAAAAGAUUAAAAAAAAAGGCUUAUUAAUUCACCUUAUGCUUUGUAUGGAGUAGUAGUUAAGUGUCAAACAUUGUUUUUAAAUUUGCAGCAAUCCUAGGAGUUCAUCAUAUCAUGUAUAUAAUUUCAUUAGGUGAAACCGUGAAAGUGUCCUAUGUAAACUGAUCAUAGAAUUAGAAUUAUUAAGCAUUCAAAAUAGUUUGCAUAGUAAUUUGCAUGAGAUGGUCAUGCAUGUAAAGAUGCCAGUGUACACUAUCUUGAAUGCCCAAAUCAAUUCAAAAAUUGUUCGUGGAUUCAGGAUUCCUAUCACUAUUUCCAUGCCAUUUUCUU